Molecule: messenger RNA, 1700 nt
Organism: Ictalurus punctatus (channel catfish)
Lineage: Eukaryota; Metazoa; Chordata; Actinopteri; Siluriformes; Ictaluridae
Gene: ap4m1
Product: adaptor related protein complex 4 subunit mu 1
Exons: 15
Coding region: 245-1573 (442 amino acids)
Biological process (GO): protein targeting; Golgi to lysosome transport
Cellular component (GO): trans-Golgi network; clathrin adaptor complex; cytoplasmic vesicle
Source: RefSeq, a predicted model, not a curated record
AGGGUCCUACAGAUUCCGGAAGUACACCAUCAUAUACACCAGUUGUUGUUGUUGAUAUUGUAGCAUAGCCACCUAAUGUCGAUAUUUGACAGUUUUCUGUUAUUUUGAUAUUCACAAGUAAACUAUGUUAUUUUUCCGGAAUUUAAAGCUGACCCUGUUGCUAUCUAGUAUGGAAAUAUUCUGCUCCGUUUUAGCGUUGAUGUAAAUUGGAAUUAGUGAGUUAGCAGAAAUUAUAGCAGAGAAAAUGAUUUCUCAGGUGUUUAUUCUGUCAUCAAAAGGCGACCAUCUAAUCUACAAAGACUUCCGUGGUGAAGUUGAAAAAGACUCCAUGAGCACGUUUUAUGAGAUGGUGUCAUCUCUGAGUGGAGAUCAGCCUCCUGUAGUCAUGAGUCGCAAAGGUCUCAACUUUAUUCACAUCCGGCACGCUGGACUUUACUGGGUCGUAUCUACGAAGACGGAUCCAUCUCCGUUCACUGUUGUUGAGUUUCUGAACAGGCUUGUCGCUCUGAUUAAGGAUUACUGCGGCAGCGUAUGUGAGAAAACUGUCCGCAUGAACUUUGCUCUGAUCUACGAGCUCCUGGACGAGAUGGUGGAUUACGGCUACAUCCAGACAACCUCCAUGGACAUCCUGAAGAAUUUUAUUCAGACGGAGCCAGUUGCCUCCAAACCUUUCAGUCUGUUCGACCUCAGCAAUGUCGCCCUCUUCGGAGCAGAGACACAGCAGAGUAAAGUGGCUCCCAGCACCGCUGCCGCCCGACCCAUCAUGACGUCUUACAGUGGAGAGGGAAGUAAGAAUGAGAUCUUUGUGGACGUGGUGGAAAGACUCUCAGUGGUUAUUGGCGCUAAUGGGGUUGUGAUGAAAGCAGACGUGGAGGGAGAGAUCAGAGUCAAGUGCUAUCUUCCCUCAUGUUCAGAGAUGAGGAUUGGCGUGAACGAGGAGUUCAGCAUUGGGAAGUCUCAGCUCAGAGGUUACGGGGCGACCGUGCGGGUGGAUGAGUGCAGUUUUCACCAGUCCGUGAAGCUCGAUGAGUUUGAUACACACAGGAUUUUAAAAAUUUGCCCCAGCCAAGGAGAGCAAACCCUGAUGCAGUACCAACUGAGUGACGAGCUGCCGUGUCCUCCUCCGUUCCGUCUCUUCCCCACUGUGGAAAAGGAUUAUGGGAGCAGGUUGUUGAUUUUCCUCAAGCUGCGCUGUGAUUUGCCACCUAAAAGCUCUGCUAUAAAUGUUUCAGUGACAGUUCCUGUGCCCAAGGGUUCUCUAAGUCUCUCUCAGGAGUUGAGUAGUCCUGACCAGACAGCCGAGCUUCGGCCCAAACACAAAUCCGUCGUGUGGGAAAUCCCACGAUUCCCAGGAGGAGCUCAGCUCUCUGCUCUCUUUAAGGUGGAAGUCCCUGGUCUUAGCUCCGCCUCUCUCCAGGAGGUGGGGCCUGUCAGCAUGAGCUUCGAGCUUCCCAAGUACACGUGUACAGGGCUGCAGCUCCGAUUCGUGCGUCUCUCUCCAAACCAGCAGGCUCCGUCUCAUCGCUGGGUCCGCUACGUCACACACUCUGAGUCCUACACCAUACGCAUCUGAUGAACACACACCUACACCUACAUACACACACACCUAAUGGUGUUUCAGUAUUUCAAUAUUUUAUUAUAUAUUGAUUCCACCCUAAAGAUUUACUCUUUAGAGAAUACUCUAAAGAUUUGUGAUGCUG